AUGAGGACUUACAUCGCAGCUAUAUUGCUCGAAUGGUUUCUGGUAAACACUGCGGAAGCCCUCUCGGUCCAAGAGAACUACACCAUAUGUAACUGGGCCCGACUUCGAGCGGGUGUGAUUCGAGAUGCUCUCUACCUCGACGGAGGUUUGCUCUGGUGGCAGACUGCAUUUGCGGAUGGAACUGCUCCGGUAGUGAGCAGUGAUGGCAAUGUGGCUGGAGACAUGUUCCGUCUCAACUUCUCAAUACCAUUCGAUACCACGAAAACCAAUGUAUCAGGCCUCUUCGACCGGAUGCCUAAGGCAGGUGGUGCAGGAAACAAUAUCGCUCCUAACUAUAUCGACGGGACAAUGUUCACCAACGAUGGAGAGCUAUAUCUAUAUGGUGGACUUCCUCGUCUCACCGACUCUGUCUCUGCCCAAAGUGCCGAUGUUGUCCUAGGCUACGAAGCCUUCCAAUACGGUCCUGACCGACAGAGCUGGGCUCCUGGCUUCUACCAAGGGAGCCUCCCCAAUGGCGUCACCAGAUAUAUCACGAAUGGAGCCGGCAUAUCUGCCCCUAGUGAGAAUCUAGGCUUCUAUCUCAGCGGUAUGCGAUCACCAGAUUGGGGGCCAAUCUAUUAUGACGAUUCGUCGGCCAACGAAACCGCCAACACUCUUAUUCAAGUCGAUAUGGCAACUAUGAGAGGUGAAAAGUGGACAAACAUGACGCUUCCAGACAAUAUCAAACCACGAGCCAAUGCGGAACUCGUUUGGAUCCCUGUGUCCAAGCAAGGGGUCCUGGUUGCGAUCGGGGGCGUCACUGCGCCAGAGGAGAUCUGGGCAUCAGGCCUCAAUGACUCGCAGACUUCGGAAAGUAAAGCACAGAGUCCCAAUUUCAUGAAAAGCGUGCCUGUGUACGACAUUGCCACGCAGACCUGGUAUUUGCAGAACACCACGGGUGAUGCUCCUGGCCAGCUCACUGAAUUCUGCGCGGUUGUCGCCGCUGCGGAGGACUCGUCGUCUUUCAACGUCUACGUUUACGGAGGUUACGAUGGCCUCGAUGCCGACGAUCUACCAUCCGACAACGUCUGGAUUCUGUCACUACCUGCUUUCACGUGGGUCAAAGCGUACAGUGGGAAGCAGUCGCAUGGCCGCUCCGGUCAUCGUUGUAUCAUGGCUUAUCCCGACCAGAUGUUCGUGGUGGGCGGUGUGCACCAGAAUCAAGCCAAUUGUGUCGAAGGUGGUGUUAUCCAGGUAUUCAACCUCAACAAGCUCGAGUUCCAGACCAGCUAUGACCCGAAUACCUGGUCUCACUAUAAAGUCCCCGCGAUGGUUACUAAAGCUAUAGGAGGUGACGCCCAAGGAAGCUCUGCGAAGACAGCGGUUUGGUCUAACAAUGCUCUUGCUGGCAUUUUCGCCCAAAAGUACACCAAACAAAUCACACAUUACUACCCCUACAAGUCCAGCGGUGGGGCCUCGAAACGAGGCAGCUCAGGAGUGAGCAAAGGAGCCAUCAUCGGCAUCAGCGUUGCGGCGGCCGUGAUAUUCAUCCUCGGUAUUAUCUUGCUGUUCUUGCUCCUUCGUCGCCGCCGCAUCAUACGCAGUGGCUCCUCCGACAAGUCGGGCCAAUCCAGCAGCAGUCGGGUCUCGCGCUGGCUGAACGGCGCCUCGUAUGCCUCCAAUCCCAAACAUGGCUCGUCAAGUUCGCCACCGGAUGUCCAACAGGUGCCCUACCACUCCCACUCGGACCGACACGAGCCGACACCCACCCUCCAAACACAGCGUCACGAGAUGGCAAGCACGGAGAGGCCUAAACCUCCCUUUGAGCUCGCCACGCCGUACAACAGCCUCGACCACCCACGUCACUCGGGUAUAGUGGACUACGCGUACAACGCCAACUACGGCCACACAUUCUCAACACCGAACUCCAACUCCAACUCCAAUUCUAAUUCCCAUUCCAACUCGUCAGGCCAAUAUCAGCCUUCGCCACUCACCAGUGUCAAUGGGCAGUCCAACAACAACAACAAUAACAACGGAGCCUCUCUGCUACGCAGUGUCCAUGUACCCGGCUUGGGCGGCAACAACAUGUCCGACGAUGUCGAUGUCUCCAGCAACAAUAGCCACCAAUCCUCCGCCGGGACCAACGAGACUCCGCCAUGGCCCUUGCCCGCCACGCAGAAUACCUGGCGCUACAACCAAGGCCCGACCCGGCGGUUUCUGCAUGACAGAGGGCGUGGCAGCGACAGUAGUUCAAUGCACCCCAUCAUCCAGGAGCUUGAUGGGAAUAGAUAUCAGGACGGUAACGGCGACGGCAACGGCACUAGAGAUGAGGACGAUGGUGGAGACUAUCCCUACCACCACCGGGACGAGUCGAGCAGCAGUGGGAUCGGCACGCUGCCGUCACCAGCCAACGUCCACGAGGGCAGUUCGAUGCCGCAGGAUGAAGACCACCGACGAAGCAUGUUUGGAACAAUUAGCCCCGUCAGUCCAAUCUUGGGUCGGCGUCAGCGGUUCUAG
Messenger RNA from Capronia epimyces CBS 606.96, 2496 nucleotides. RefSeq lists its product as uncharacterized. The transcript is spliced from 2 exons. The coding region runs from base 1 to 2496 and encodes 831 amino acids. NCBI's taxonomy places the organism in Eukaryota, Fungi, Ascomycota, Eurotiomycetes, Chaetothyriales, Herpotrichiellaceae. The record is from RefSeq and is a predicted model, not a curated record.